UGUUGGAGUUGCCGCCAAAAUUCACACUUGUUUGUUGUUAAAUUUAUAUGAACAAGAACUGUUUGUUUACCAAACACAACUUAUAAUAUUCAUGUAUUUAGUUUUUUAAUGUGGAUGUGUUGCUGUUCAGAUGUGAGAAUUAUAAUUACUGGAUACAAACAUUAGGAUACAAUGCCAAUAAAAAUUAAAACGUCAUUUUUAUUUAAAAACAGAAAAUCACGAACGCCUAACAAGGAGAAUUUAUCAAAAAACACAUCCCUUAAAAAUGAAGAAGAUGAUUCGCCAUUCACCUCUCCAAAAUCUCUUAAAGAUGAACCAAGGGGUACAAAAAGAAAACAAGAUUUUAGUGAAGAUUCUGACAACACCUCGUCGGGUGAGAAUUCGUCAUUUGAAAGUGAAUUUAAUGAAGAUUCCCUCUCGGAUUCCCCUCCUAUAGAAAACGAAGGAUUGAAACGAAGAGAGGAAAACAUUAAAGCAAGAGAUGCUUAUCUAGCCUCAUUUAUGAAUGAUCCUGAAUUUGCUGAGGCUGUUGAAAAAGUUGGCAUUUUUAAGAAAAAAGAUCCACCAUUACGUAAAUCAAUAAAAAGAAGAAAAACUGAUAAAAAUUUCUAUACGUCUUGUCAAAUUCCUUGUGAAUCGAGAAAAUCUUUGAGACUUCGAUCCAAAGAACCUCAGUUUACUUAUCAAGACCUGCCUGACGAUUCUACUUUUGCAUCACUAAGAAAAAGAAAGAAUUACGAUUCUGAUGAUGAUUUAGCAAAUUUAGAAGAGAUAGUUUAUAAACCUAAAAUUAAAAGAACAUCUUCUCAACGGAAUAGCGGAAUAAUCAAUUUUUUACCUGUUGAAGAUGUGACGGAUUCAAUGCUAAAGAAAAUUGCCAGAAGGGUUGUUGAAAAAGAGUAUUCUAUAGUCAAUGGUACUAGCUGUCACCAAUGUCGCCAAAAGACUACCGAUACCAAAACAUUUUGUAGAUCACAAGGGUGUGGAGGUGUUAAAGGUCAAUUUUGUGGAGUGUGCCUUUCAAACCGUUACGGAGAAGAUGCAGCAGUAGCACUAAAAGAUCCCAAUUGGAUUUGUCCUCCUUGCAGGGGCAUUUGUAAUUGUUCAUUUUGUAGGGCUAGAGCAGGAAAAAGACCUACUGGAAUAUUAGUACCUCAGGCGAUAAAAGCAGGACAUAAGUCAGUCAAAGAAUUUUUAGAUAGCUUGAAAGGAAAAGGAGACUAUGUUGACCCCUUUCGAGAUCCUAAUAAGUUAUUGGGAUUUACCAAAGACCUCCAGUACGCUCAAAUGGGAGGUGGCCACAAAGAGUUUAUAGGCACAUCCUUUAAUUUAACAAAGUUUACAGAAACAAUAGAGUUAUUUAAAAACAAGCUGUUCGAAAAUAACGCAGAGAAUAAAAGUGGAGAUGGUUCUAAUUUAACACAAGAUGAUCCUGAAGCGUUGAUAGGUUUUACAAAGGAUCUAAAUUAUGCUGUCAUGGGAGGCAAUCGAAAAUCGUACAUAGGUUCUCACAGUUUAUCUUAUGAACAUUAAGAAGUCGAAGAAUUAUACAAUAGUGAUAACAGUUAAGUACUACAAACCCAGAAAACAAGAAUGUUGAAGUAUUAUUUUUUAUAUUUUUUUAUGAUCUGAAGUAUUAGUUUAGAAAUCGUUUAUAUAUUUGGAUUGACAAUGUUACUGGUUUGUCAUAAAGAAAAUUGUAUUUAAUACCGAUUAUAUUUCAACCCAUUUUAAAUGUUGAUGUCUAUAAAACUAUCGCAGUUAAUAUAUAGAUACCUUAAUUCUAGUAUCUCACGAUUUUUCAAAAAAUGCGUUUUUGAUAUUAUUAAUCAAUUAUGUUCGAUUAUUUUGGAUUAAUCGAUUAUUUAUUUUUUCGAUUAAUCAAUUAAUUGAUUAUUUUCGAUUAAUUUUGAUCAAUCGAUUAUUUGGCGGGUAUUGGAGAACAGUGGAAUAAGUCAAAAAAGUUAAUUUUUAGACAAUCGCUAUUAAAAUUUCUUGGAUCUUAUUAUGCAGGCAUUUGAAUAUAAGAAGUAGUAUCCGUUUAAAACUUUCUCGCCUUUUUUUGUAUGAAGCAUUCUGAAAUAUUUGUACAAAAAUAUGGAAUAUAUGAGUAGAUUUAAAAUUUUUGAAAAAAAAAGCAUCAUUUUACACUAAACUUUAUUAAAGAAAUAACGCACAUAUACCAUGUUACCCUAUACUUUAUUAAAGAAUAAGUAAACACAUUUGCAGUUUAAGCCAAAAAUAAAAGAAAAUUCUAAGGACGAAUCGAAAAAGAAAAAAGUCAAUGAAAAAACUCUAUAACCACUUGACUAGACCUAUUCUCAAUAGUUUUCUUCUUCGAUACUUUCGUUGAUAUCCUGUAAGGUAUUUGGUUUAUCAUCUUUGAUUUUUAAAUUCUUAUAGAAGUCCUGAAUAGGGGUGGGCAAAAUAAUCGAUUAAUCGAUUAGUCGAUCAUUAUAUAUUUUUUAAAUCGAUAAUCGGUUAUUUUCGAUUAAUCGAUUAUUUUCGAAUAAUCGAUUAUUUUCGAUUAAUCGAUUAUUUUCGAUUAAUCGAUUAUUUUCGAUUCAUCGAUUAUUUCCGAUUAAUCGAUUAUAUCCGAAUAAAUUAUUUUAAAUAAUCGAUUAUUUAUUUUGAUAAUCGCCCAAUGAUUACAUCGAACUCUUGUUCUUGAGUAAAACUUAGUUUCCUAUUUUAAUGCCAAAAAAUGACAGACACAAAAAAAAAUUAUGGAAAAAGCCCGUUGUCCUCCCCUUAUGAGAUGCUUAUGAACGCAAUAGAAAAAUUGAUGUCAUCGUCAUCAGUUGGUUAAAAGUAACAUUAAUAACUUCAGUAUUAACCCUAGAACAAUGUCAACUCACUUAUUGUGACAUAACUGAUACUUAAAAGUUGUCAUAAAAAUCACUAAAAAUGGCCUUUUUCAGUAAAUUUCUUAUUUUACCAGAUAACGUGGGAUACAACUCUUGUUAAAAGCUUGUUAUGACAAAAUAAUUAUUAAAUUAAUAUUUGAAGUAAACAAAUAAAUCUCCGUAUAUGGGCGGUAUAUCAAAGAGGGUGAUUUGUUGAUGUUUUUUAGAUAGUUUAGCUGAUUUCCGACGAGCAACCCGUACACCAAUUUUUUUUGAUGUCUUCAAUAGGGGUGGGCAAAAUAAUCAAUUAUAUAUAUUUUUUAUAUUCGAUUAAUCGAUAAUUUCCGAUUAAUCGAUUAUUUUAAUUAGUCGAUCAUUUUAAUCAAUCGAUUAUUUUCGAUUAAUCGAUUAUUUUCGAUUAAUCGAUUA
Psylliodes chrysocephalus is the source of this 3275-nucleotide messenger RNA. The record is from the annotation of a GenBank genome assembly. Lineage: Eukaryota; Metazoa; Arthropoda; Insecta; Coleoptera; Chrysomelidae.